Messenger RNA from Fusarium verticillioides 7600, 2997 nucleotides. RefSeq lists its product as hypothetical. The record is from RefSeq and is a predicted model, not a curated record. The transcript has 2 exons. The coding region runs from base 1324 to 1683 and encodes 119 amino acids. NCBI's taxonomy places the organism in Eukaryota, Fungi, Ascomycota, Sordariomycetes, Hypocreales, Nectriaceae.
AGUAGAUUCUUCUAGGCCGGGAUCCAAACACAAUUCUGUGGCAGCGUAUGCAAUGCUGAUUCCGACUCCGCGACCCCCUGUGCUUCUGUUGUCUCAGUUGUUUUCUCUUUUGCACUAACCAUUUGUUCCUUGAGGAAUCGAAUGCCUGAGAUAUGUUGAAGCUGCGGACAUCAGAGCACUUUUGCAGGGGUUCAAAAUCAAGCCUGAAUGCGUAUUCCAGACGAUGUCCUCAGCCCAAUUGAGCUGCUAUAUGAUAGGUGGUCCCAGUGAGACAGCUACCAUUUACAAUGUUGCGAUAUAUGAGUUUGGUUGAUCGAGGCAAUGUGAAUCAGUGCAAAGUCAGUAUACAUCAGAUGCCUGUCCAGCAUAUCCGGCUAUUCGUCAGAAUCAACUUCCUCUUUGUCUAACGAACGUUCUGUUAUCCGUCAUCAGAGACUCGGUACCUAGCCAUCACCUCCUUACAUCCAUUUUUGGUAGGCGUAGCUGGCGGCAGUCUCGAAAAGCUGGCUGAGAGGAGUAUGGGACAAGCCAUCCCUAAAGACGACGUUAUUGAAGAAGAUCAACUGAACUUGCAGGCCGACCCGAAACACGCCGGUCCCCGUGUUGACAGGUCCGGGGUGCGAUAGGUCCCGUCCACGUCGACUCCGUGGUCACGGCGCAAGCACAGGCUUUCGGCGCGGGAGAGCGGAGCAUUUGAAACUAGAAAGAUUCGAGUUUGGCAAUGCUUGAGAGCUGUAAAGGACUCUAAUAGCACACUAGCGAUGGACUGGGUAUUGGCUGACGGGUGGCUUAUGGUAUCUACCAAGUCAUUCCCAGGCAUAGAAUCAGAAUCCACAGCAUACGGAGUAGAGACUAUCCGUAAUAUGCAGAAGGAUAGCUGAAACGAGCCAACACCCCAUGUUAUCCACAGAAAUCACCACGGCAUGUCAUAUUUACUUUUGUGUCGUGUGCCUUUUCUUCUUCUUCUUCUUCUUUCAGCCGCUGUUUCAAGUAUUAUCGCUCAAGCGACCACUUCGCCCGAUCUUGAGCUCUUAGGCACGAACAGCGUUGUCCUGCGCACAUCUCUAUAGUCUCUCGGCUUUAGUGUUGAUGUAACUCCAUACAUGACGAUGACUUAACAGGGGAGAGGUGAUUAUGCGAAAAUCAGAAUGGCGGCGAAGCCAACGACUAUACCUUGACUCGCGUGCACACACAACACUGCACCUUUAUGCGUCCAAUCCUUGGCUCCAGCUUGGCCGUCACUGACUCAAUAAUGCGUCGUUACUCACCUACGCCUUGGAGCUGCGUUACCAAGCGCUGUCAAAGCAUGGGCCCGCAGAGAUUAUGCUCUUUGGCUGCAACGCCAGCGAGUGCAAGCCUUCUUUUUGCCAACGGUUGGCUUUCUAUGAAGGUCCGAUAUCCGCGCUCUCUUCGCCUCAGUGUGUUUUUGAAGCAUCCGAGACCUCAACAAUUGUGAGCUCUGUCGUACAACGUACACCGCACGGAAUAGCAGCUGAGUUAAUGAUCAACGGGCAUCAACACGCGUUUCUUCCUGGGUGGGUAUCAGUCCUAUGUUCAUCCCACGUGGCAUGUGACAGACUGGAAGCAGAAAGGAGAAGGAACAUCAAUACUCAUCAAGACAGAAAACAUGCAAGACGUUGUCGGCUGCACAUAAGACAAGCCAGGGUGCAGCGGAUCAUUUAGAAACAAUAUACGGAGCGCCAACAACGUCUCACUCUCUGGAUAUCUGGAGAACCAACGUGCAGGGAACUUGCGAGGCUAAUAAGCGAUAGUGCUGUGGCUUGCUUGUCAAGUAUCGUCGAGUACUGAAAAAUCCAUUGCACUGUGACGAUGCUGGCUUCUCAUUUGCCCAUCAUAACUGACAGAACUGCAUCACUAAAGCCCCCGAGGCUCAACAAAGGCCGGCGGGUUGUUUUCCGGUCGAAUGACAGCGUAAGCGAGCCGGCAAUAGUGUUAAACCUGGUAGUUGACUAAGGUUGUGCAAGGAUGGAUGGAGGAUGUUUGUGGAAAUGUCUUGGAUCCCGGAUCACGCUUAAGGGAACCGCGGCCUCGUAAUUGGCCUCGGCUAGCGAUCCAGCAGGCACGAUCAACUGCUCCUGCUGUUUCCGUGUUAGGUCCUUUUGGGGAGCCACGACUGUGAAUUGAGGUCUUGGCGUCCAAUAUAUCUCAAACGUAGAGUAUCAUGGCAUGACUGUAUGACACGACACGACAUUACAUUACAUUGCAUUGGAUAUAACUCCGACCGCAUAUUGGUCUUUAACCGUGCCGUGUCUUGUCUCGUUUAUUGAGCAGUUAAAGAGCUCAAGGACAAGGAUGGCCUGAUAUGAUCAGCAUCAUCACCACCAUCAGAACUGAUUUUCAGCGGUAACCGGGAAAAGGAAAGGUUAAUUGCUCGCUACUCCACAUGCCGUGGCAUGAAUUGUGGUUCUCUCCAUGCUUGUUUUGCUUUUUUGAGGCUCUCUCAACCUGACAGCUUCAACUUUGGACGACAUGACCUCUCUGUGGUGGAAAGAAAAUGGACCUACAAAAGUGCGUUAAAAAAGAGUUGUAUGUCCCAAAAAUGCAUGGAAUUGGUCGGUAUAUCGAGCAUUGUGACAUACCCAUCUCAGUUAGGCUAUCAGUGAUUUCAUAGCUUGUUGUUCAUGUUGUGUGUUGUAUGUAUGUAUGUAUGUGUGCGUGCGUUGUGUGCUAUUCCCUGUCCAUGCCCUGGUUUCUCGCUUGACCAAUGCGUUACCGCCCAACAAAGACCUCGUCUGCAUUCAAAAGGCAACUAUCGAGGUGAUAGCACGGAAUAGCGUCCUGAAAGGCAUCACAUGAGAUGGUAUUGUUGGUGAUAAACCAGUGAUUAAGAAGAAACUAACUAUAGAUAGCCCUAACCAGUAUCUUGGGAGGUGGCAAAUCAGUCAAGGCUUGGGGACAGCCACAGCCUUUCGGCCCUGAGGUCCGGUGGAGUCUAGAGACAACAGCUGUGCAGGUAGACAAUACCAUUAGAGAGGA